Lasiosphaeria miniovina is the source of this 1071-nucleotide messenger RNA. Its product is annotated as Allantoicase. Lineage: Eukaryota; Fungi; Ascomycota; Sordariomycetes; Sordariales; Lasiosphaeriaceae. Gene Ontology annotation, biological process: allantoin catabolic process. The transcript has 2 exons. Gene Ontology annotation, molecular function: allantoicase activity. The record is from RefSeq and is a predicted model, not a curated record. The coding region runs from base 1 to 1071 and encodes 356 amino acids.
AUGGCUGAAAUCGACUACGGCUACGCUCUGGAGGCCGUCGAGGCAACUCCAGUCGCCUCGGCGGACAUUGACAAGACCUUCCGCUCGAGCUGCAUCGACUUGGUCUCUGCGGCGCUUGGUGGCAAGAUUCUCGGCUUCUCGGACGAGUGGUUCGCCGAGGCCGCAAACCUCCUCAACCCUGCCGCGCCCAUCCGGCAGCCCGGCAAGAUGGUCUACACGGGCGCGUGGUACGAUGGCUGGGAGACGCGGCGGCACAACACGGCCCCGUUCGACUGGGUCGUGGUGCGGCUCGGCGUGGCCUCGGGCACCGUCGAUGGCGUCGAGGUCGACACGGCCUUCUUCUCGGGCAACCACGCGCCCGCCAUCUCGGUCGAGGGCUGCUUCAGCCAGAACGACGGCGAGGUGCUCUCGUGGCAGGGCGGCCGCGGUGGCUGGGAGCCCGUGCUGGACAUCAGGGAGUGCGGGCCCUCGCAGCGCUUCGCCUGGAAGCUCGCUGCUACUGAGAAGAAGCAUUACACGCACGUCCGCCUCAACAUGUACCCCGACGGCGGCAUCGCGCGGUUCCGCCUCUUCGGCCACGCCGUGCCCGUGUUCCCCGACGACGCCGGCGCCGUGUUCGACCUAGCCGCUGCGCAGAACGGCGGCGUCGCCGUCUCGUGCAGCGACCAGCACUUUGGCACCAAGGACAACCUGCUGCUGCCGGGCCGCGGCAAGGACAUGGGCGACGGCUGGGAGACGGCGCGGUCGCGCGGCAAAGCCCACGUCGACUGGGCCAUCGUGCGCCUGGGCGCCCCGGGCUACCUGCAGAACUUCGUCGUCGACACGGCCCACUUCCGCGGCAACUUCCCGCAGCAGGUCAGGCUCGAGGCCGUCGAGUGGAGGGGCGGCGGCGGGCCCGGGCCAGACGCCCCCGGCUGGACCGCCGUCGCCGAGCCCAUCAAGUGCAAGCCCGACCACGAGCACCCGGCCGACAGCUUGGUGAGCGACAGGCAGUUUACCCACGUCAAGCUCACCAUCGUGCCCGACGGCGGCGUCAAGCGGCUGCGCGUCUUUGCCAAGAGGGCCGUCUGA